AUGGUGGUCUGGGUUCAGUUCCCGGCGUUUCCAGUGCACUUCUAUCACAAAGAGGUCCUGUUCUCGUUAGGGAACAUGAUUGGUAGACCGAUUAAGCUAGAUUACCACACACAGCAUCAACAGCGUGCCAAAUUUGCCAGGAUGGCAAUAGAACUCGACUUGUCCAAACCCCUGGUGACACGCAUUCGUUUGGAUGGCCAAUGGCAGUAUAUCGAAUACGAGAAUUUACCGACGGUCUGUUUUGAGUGCGGACGAGUUGGCCACACGUCGCUCACCUGCCCUAAUCUGUACCCAAAUCCGAAAGACGUGGAAUCCGGAGCUGGACGACCGCCACCGGAAGGCCAAUCGGCGACGACACCGGAGGAGAAGGCAGGAUUUGGUCCCUGGAUGUAG
Molecule: messenger RNA, 393 nt
Organism: Linum tenue
Lineage: Eukaryota; Viridiplantae; Streptophyta; Magnoliopsida; Malpighiales; Linaceae
Source: the annotation of a GenBank genome assembly